Molecule: messenger RNA, 1850 nt
Organism: Vigna radiata var. radiata (mung bean)
Lineage: Eukaryota; Viridiplantae; Streptophyta; Magnoliopsida; Fabales; Fabaceae
Product: co-chaperone protein HscB homolog
Exons: 7
Coding region: 420-1220 (266 amino acids)
Biological process (GO): [2Fe-2S] cluster assembly; protein complex oligomerization
Molecular function (GO): ATPase activator activity; protein-folding chaperone binding
Source: RefSeq, a predicted model, not a curated record
CAGUUUCUUCUUCUCGUAAGUAUUGUUUGUCUCCUUCGGCCCACAAAAUAGGGCACCAGCAGGCAUCUCCACCUUCACCACCACCAUCGACGCAUUACAGCCCCACAGCAGAGCAGCACCAAUGACGAAACCACCUGCGGCCACCACCACCUCUUCCAAACGCAUCCACAAUUAUAUCUGAACCAGCAGAAUCGAUUGUUAUGGGGGAGAAUGGUUCUCACCUCCCAUUCUCGCACAGGCACAGUGUAACAAGGGGCAUUUUGUAAUUUUACUCUUCAUCCCCUCAAAUCUUCUCCAUUAAGAGAGGAUCAUUCUCACCUUCCCUCCCUCAAAUCUACGCCUGCAAUUUCCCCAAAUCAUUUCUCACUCCCCCAAACAUUAUACCUUCCUUCUGCAUAUCCUCUCUGUGUGCUCACACCAUGUCCAAGAAGAACCUCUGCAAGCCCUUUUAUUUUCUUUUGCGGCGCUCUUUAACUUCAUUUCCGCAGCACUUCACUUCCAAUUUUCCUCCUCACAUUAAACUCUCUCUUCUUCAUCAUGCAUCACCUCACCAUCCUCCUCCUCGCGCUCCCACCUUCGAUUUCAACUGUUCUCCCGGGUUUUCCUNNAAAACUUUAUGCUCUAAAUCUNCCGUGGAAAUCCAAAGUGGGUGCUGGAAUUGCCAUGCUGCCCCUCAUUCCGCNCCUUUCCUCGUAUGCGACUCGUGNCGGUGCAUUCAACCCGUCGAUGGUUCCACCGACUAUUUUGAGAUAUUUGGGGUGGAGAGGAAGUAUGAUCAAGAAGGUGAGAAUUUGGAGGUCAAGUACAAAGAGUGGCAAAAGAAGCUGCAUCCUGAUUUAGUACAUUCAAAAUCUCAGAAAGAAAGGGAUUUUGCUGCUGAACAAUCUGCAAGGGUGAUUGAUGCGUACCGUACACUUAGCAAGCCUUUGUCAAGAGGAAUUUACUUGCUGAAGCUUAAUGGAGUAGAAAUUGAUGAAGAGCAGACAAUAUCAGAUCCAGAACUACUGACAGAGAUUCUUGAAAUCAGGGAAGCAGUUGAAGAAGCUACAAAUGGGGAGGCUUUGAAUCGCAUUCUCUCCCAGAUGCAGGAGAAGCUGCAAAAUUGGUCUAAUACCUUAGGUCACGCUUUUCAAAACCAGAAUUUUGAGGAAGCAAAAUUGGCAAUCAGGAGAAUGACUUACUAUAGUCGUGUAAUUGAUGAAGUCAUAAAGAAGCUUUGAUAUAGAUUUAGGUAAUUUGAGAGAGAAUCAGCCUCCACCGCCAAGUGAGAAAGUCGAACCAGCUGCUGGAGUGCUGCCGCUGGAGUCCCACCGCCAGAGUGUUGUCUUUCCUCCACCAAGUGUCGUCGCAGUGCCGGCGUUCGAAAGUAAAACUUAGACGUCGUCGUCUUCUCUCCUCAUAACCACCGUGCUGUCGCUUUAGUGUUGACGUUCGAAGGCAAAACCUUGACAGUAUCGUCUUCAGUCCUUCCAACCACCCAGUGUUGCCACAGUGCUGCCGCAGUGCCGUCGGAGUACCUAAGGUCUUUUCUUUCUAUUUUUGUGUUAAAAAAUUGGAAUAACGCUUAAUCUAUUCUAUUUGUGAGGUUGUUGUAUUUACGACAAAGAGCAUGGUUUAUGCUUAGGUGAUAUGUAUCGACCCUUGUGCUUCUAUUAUAUAUGUCUUAUGUGAUUAAUUAGAAUAGUUGUAAUUACUGUGUGGGGAGGUGAAACUCCAGUUGAAUUGGAUUGACAUUCCUGGUUCAAGGCAUCUCUAGAUCACAGUCACCUGAUGCUCCCAGUCCAAGACUUGGCAUAUUGUAAAGUUUAUACUUGCAGUCUCAUAAACCAGAACAAAGCAAGAAAAGAUAU